AUGAACUUUGUUGACAACUUUGACCGUCUAAAAAAAGAUUACCAGUGUGAUAGAAAAAGCCAUAAGUGGUACAUGAGACUGUUUUUUCAUUUUAUUGAUUGCUGUGUUGUCAAUUCAUUUAUUAUUUACAAAGAAUUGGAUACAGAAGGUAAUCAAUUAACUAAUAAAAAUUUUCGUAGAGAGGUUUACACAGGCUUAUUAUCUAUAAAAUUAGUUGAUGUGCAAUCCCCAUCCAUAGUGAAAAAAAGAACUAAAUCCAAUAUUGAAAUCAGAAACCAUAAGCCAAAUGUCUCAAAACAUUUGAGACUUACUGAAUCUAAACAUCAACCAACUGAAGGCAGUAGUAGAAGGUGUGCGAUGUGUUCAACUAAAAAAAAACCACAAAGAACAAAAUGGAUUUGA
Molecule: messenger RNA, 402 nt
Organism: Macrosiphum euphorbiae (potato aphid)
Lineage: Eukaryota; Metazoa; Arthropoda; Insecta; Hemiptera; Aphididae
Source: the annotation of a GenBank genome assembly